UCCCUCCCUACUUUGAGAAGGUGUCGACAAAAACUACAGCACCCAGAAGGCCUUGAGCGGGCUCGGUCUGGUUUUUCUGCUUGCGAGCUUGAAUGUUGGGACUUCGGUAAAAUCAGAAGCAGGGUGCAAGGUGAAGUCAACGUGAUGGGUGACAGCGUGUGCAGCUCAGAUCGGAAGCAGCAGGGGGCGCUGGACGCGCAGGCGUUUGACGCGCAGUUUAUGGACAUAGUCAGAGACGUCACUGAGCAUGAUAUCACUGACCCUGCGGUCACCGAUGCUCUUCACAGACUCAGACAGGUGAUGGAGUACAACGCCCCUGGAGGCAAGAGGAACCGCGGCCUGUCUGUGAUUGGGUCCCUGCGCGAACUUGCGGCGCCUUCCGAGCUGACCCCAGAGGCAGUGCAGCGCGCCCUGGUGGUGGGCUGGUGCAUCGAGAUGCUCCAGGCCUUCUUCCUGGUGGCCGACGACAUCAUGGAUGCGUCGCUGACGCGGCGAGGACAGGCCUGCUGGUACAAGAAGGACGGCGUGGGGCUGGAUGCCAUCAAUGACGCGUUCCUCCUGGAGGGGGUGAUAUACCGCCUGCUGCGGCGACACUGCCGAGGGGAGAAGUACUACACCCAGCUGCUGGAGCUCUUCCUGGAGACGUCUUUCCAGACAGAGCUGGGUCAAGCUCUGGACCUGAUGACAGCCCAGCCAGACCUGGUCAACCUGGCCCGCUUCACUGAGGAGAGGUACAGAGCCAUUGUGAAGUACAAGACAGCCUUUUACUCCUUCUACCUGCCUGUGGCUGCGGCCAUGUACAUGGCUGGGAUUGACAGUGAGGAAGAGCACAGCAAUGCCAAGGCCAUCCUGCUGGAGAUGGGGGAGUUCUUCCAGAUACAGGUACGGAGG
Lepisosteus oculatus (spotted gar) is the source of this 891-nucleotide messenger RNA. NCBI's taxonomy places the organism in Eukaryota, Metazoa, Chordata, Actinopteri, Semionotiformes, Lepisosteidae. The record is from RefSeq and is a predicted model, not a curated record.